Messenger RNA from Rhincodon typus (whale shark), 5351 nucleotides. It is a transcript of the gene syne3, whose product is annotated as spectrin repeat containing, nuclear envelope family member 3. Lineage: Eukaryota; Metazoa; Chordata; Chondrichthyes; Orectolobiformes; Rhincodontidae. The transcript is spliced from 12 exons. Gene Ontology annotation, molecular function: actin filament binding. The record is from RefSeq and is a predicted model, not a curated record. Gene Ontology annotation, cellular component: nuclear outer membrane; cytoplasm; meiotic nuclear membrane microtubule tethering complex. Bases 214 to 2322 code for a protein of 702 amino acids. Gene Ontology annotation, biological process: nuclear migration.
CUCACCCUUCUAACCCCCAGGUCCCACCCCCGGCCCCUAGCCCCGCCCCUCCAUUCCCAGGUCCUGCCGCUCCACACUGAGCCCCGCUUCCCCCCCGAGCUUCGCCCCUCAAUCCCGAGUCUCCCCUUCUCCCCUCGCCCGGUCAGUGACGGUGCGGGUUCAGGGCUGGAAUCGGACCGGAAGUUUGCGGGAUUGGGCGCACCAGUUGCGGAGAUGAGCCCAGAGGAAGAGUUUGGAAGCUGUUUGGAAAAUGCAGAGAGCUGGAUGCGGAUGAUCCAGGAGCGCUUAGAGGCCACUGACAAUGUCCAAGGACCAAAGGCUGCUUUAGAAAACAGACUGAGAGAGUCUGAGGUUAUCUUAGCAGAAGAGCCUGAAGGGAAUCUCCGACUGGGAAGGGCGCUGGUGAAGGCAGAAUCUCUCCUUCAAGGCAGAAGUGACGAUGAGAAGCAUGAAAUUCAUGCGGCAAUGAAACAUAUUAAAACCCUGUGGGAGGAUACUCAAAUCAAUAUGGCCCAUUGUCACAGUCGGAUUGAAUGGGUUUUGCUGCACUGGUCUGAGUAUUUGAAGGCGAGGGAAGAUUAUUUUCUUUGGUUGAUGAAUAUGAAACAAAAGCUGGAGCCCGAUCUUGAAUUACAGCUUGGUCUCAAGGAGAAGAAAUUACAAUUAAGCCAUCACACAAUCCUACUCAGUAACAUUUUGAACCAGGCUCCUCUGCUUGAGCGACUCAUCCAGGAAUCUGGGUCCUUAUUUGCAAAGACUGAAGAUGAGACCGUCAAUGAGGCAGCGCAGCAGAUAUUAAAAGCUGAUCAUGAAGCACUUGAGAUGAAAGCAAAGGAAAAGGUGAAGAUUUUGGAAGCAAUUGUACAAGAGCAUCAACAAUAUGCAGACAGGCGGGAGAAAUUCCAGAACUGGCUGCAGUGCAUGAAGGAAAAAAUUAACAACUUCAACACGUGCACAGGCGACAAGAAUCAGAUGGAGAGAUCACUUAGAGAGCUAAAGGAACUGAGUGAUGCAGUCGGCAGCAAAAAAGGAGAGCUGGACAAUCUGCAGGUUCAGGCCACGGCUGUAAUCCUCAAUACAUCUCCUUUAGGUGCUGAGCACAUCACCAAAGACUUGGAAGAGCUGAGGGCAGACUGGAAUAGUCUGAGGCUGAGGUGCCAGCAAGAUCAGGAGCCACUGAAGCUUGGACUUCAUUCUGUGCUGGAAUCCAAGUCAAGGGCUGAGCAGCUGGAGAGAGAAGUUGCCAAGUUCGCAGAAUGGCUACAGAGCUUAGAUUUGCAGCCCCCAGAUGAUGAUGGGAUGGAAACUGCAUGGUGCAAAUGUCUUCUCACCAGGUCUUCAAUUUUAGCAGAAGAGCCAAGAGUGGAAGAGUUUCAGCUUAAAUUGAAAGAAUUUUGCAGAUUCUCUCAGAACGAAGAACAACUUUGUAACAAAGUCCUGAGUGUAAUUCAAGAUUAUAAAAGGGUAAAAGGGCAGAUUAUGAAGAGGUGCAACCAGCUUGGAGCAAGACUGCGGUGUGAUUUUCAGAAGUUCCUGCAAGAGUUUCAUCAAUGGAGGAACAGCACUCGCAGCCUGCUGCACUUGCCUCUGGACACGGAGGGUGGGAUGUUGACCAAGACUUAUCUGCAGAACAUUGAGGAUCAUCUGGCUCGUAGCAACCAAUUGAAAAUCCAACUCGACAGAUUUCAGGGGCUAGAGGGAAUGUUGGACAGUGUCUACAGUGAAGAACAGAUUGCAACGUUUGAGUCUGAACUCCGAGAGGCAGUACAGCAACGAACAUUCCUUACUGAUGGUCUUUUACAGAGGAGGAGAAAAUUGCAGAUGAAUGGUCGAGAUCCCACUGAUCACAAACUGCUGUUGAAGAAGUUUGAAGUGUGGCUGAAAACUGAAGAUCGGAAAUUGACAAGCAUUUUUGCUGCCAAAAGUCCUCGGAGUAACAGAGAAAGAAAAAACAGAAAACAAGGCCUGAAGGUGCUGCAAUCUCGUGUCCCUCAUGGCCAGAAAAUUUUUGAAGAGCUCCUCAGUGCUGAGUUUUCUGGCGUGAAUGAAGAAGAGAAACAGCUGGAAGAUUUGCGAUACCGAUGGAUAUUGUAUAAAACAAAAUUGAAGGAGGCUGAAGAGCUUUUGACGUCACGAGGGAUCUGCCACUAUUUGUCCCGUGCCUGUUGUGCAGCGCUCCCUCUCCAGCUGCUCCUGCUCCUUUUGCUGCUGCUUGCCUUUUUGCUGCCACUGAUUGAGGAGCAGGACAGCUGCAGUGUGGUGAACAACUUUGCUCGCUCCUUCUACCUGACACUGAGAUAUCAGGGACCCCCUCCAACAUAACCGAGCACUCUGAGCUAACUUUGCACACAGUUUUCUUUUAAACUGUGAUGCAGAAAAGCACAGUUCAUUUUGUUGUCCUAUUAGCUGUACUCAUGACAGUAUUUACACUGUUUUAUUUUGCUUCCUGACAGGCUCCGGUAGAAGUUGCUCCAUUGUCUUAAAAGUAUUGGUCUGGAAGCUGAUUGUUUAUGGCUCUGUAAUUCUAUCAAUCCUGCUUGAGGGGAGGACUCCAUAAAGACUGUUUGCCAGUAUUUCCUUGCAAAAUAUUAGGCCUUUUCAAAAAUAAAUUAUUUUAUCUACAAAAUAAAAGUAAUUUAUUUCAAAGGAACUUUUAACAAUUUCCGAUUUAUUUCUGGCUGAAGUCCGAGGUUCCAGCCCCCAUCUUGCACGGCUGGGCUGAUCACUUUUAAAUCUAAUUGAUGGAAUUAUGAGGGAUGUAACUUCCGUGAAUAGCUAAGAUGAGAUUUACUUAUAUUUUUCACCAUCAAUUUAUCUUUCUGGCUGAUGGAAAUGAUCAGUAAUGCAUCAUUCUAAUCUGUGCGUGAAGUAGUUUAUAAAUCUGUAAUUCGGUCUUUUUUUUGUUUUUUGAAAAAGUAUGUAACAGGAGUUCCAUCAGAAAUCUCAGUCCAGACUGUGCUGUUGACGUCUGAUCAUGAAAAUUACCUGGGACUCAGGUUCAGUCGUGUAAUAGAGGGGUGUGGUGGCAUCAGAAACAUCUUGCCUGUGGCAGUAUAUGAAAGAAUACCACAGGUUGUUCUAUUCUUGCUCUUUUCUUCAAAUUGGUAUUUUCCCUUUUCAAGUAUUUAUCCAAUUCACUUCUUGAAAGUUACUGUUUAAUCUGCUUCCACUAUCUUUUCAGGCAGUGCAUUCCAGGCCUUCAUAACUCAAAUUUAAAAAAGAACUUCUGUCUGUAGUCACACCCGACCAUUGUUCUGACUGUUGCCUUAAAUCUGUGUCCUCUAAUUACUAAUCCCUCUACACCUGGAAAUAUUUUUUUUUUUAUUUACACUACCAAAACCACUUUAUGAUUUUGAGCACCUUCAUUAGAUCUUCCCUUUAACCUUUUGUGCAAUAAGGAGAACAAUCCCAGCUUCUGCAAUCUCUACUCAUAGCCGAAGUUCCUCAAUCUGGGGUGCACUUAAGAAAUCCUUGUCCAUCCUGUCCAAGGUUUUGCUAUUCACCUUGAAGCCCAGAAUUGGACUCCUGGGACCUAAGCAAUAAUUUGUAAAGGUUGAAUGUAACUUCUGUGCUUUUGUACUUUAUACUUCUAUGAAUAAACCAAAGGACAGUAUCUGUUUUCUCUUGCAUUUCUCCAGCAAUUUCUGUUUUAUUUUUAGAUCUCCAGCAUCUGCUGUUCUUUGUUUUAUUUUAAUGUUCAACUUAACCUAAUCCUGUUCACCAGUCACUCCUGUGCUCAUUGAUCUGAAUGGACUCCCAGUCUACUCAUUCGUUGUUUUCAGUAUUCAUCCUGGAUUUCAGAUUCUGAUGGCCUUACUCCUCCUGAACUCCUGCAGUCUCCAAUGCAUCAGGAUCUCGAUAACCUUCCACUUUCAGUUUCCUGCAUAUGUCGAAUUUUAAUCACUUCACCAUUGGCGGCCACUGAGCUGUUAACUGUCUGGGUGCAGAGCUGUGGAAUUCCCUCCCUAAAUGCAUUUGCCUCUGUACUUGUCCAUCUUCCUUCAAGACAUUCCUUAAAAUUUGGUUAAACCUUUAAUUAUAUGCCUCCCCUGUCAAAUUGUACAUUAAAUAAAUACAUAAGCCCUUAUCAUGCUCACUGAUUUGUGUGUGUAUAUGCCCAGUAUCUGAAAUUGUAUAAUUCCAUUUGUGUUGCAUCUCCUCAUUUUUGUUCCACAAUGCUUCACUGAAAGCUUCUUUGCAUUUAAAUUGUAUCUGCCACGUGUCUGCCCACUUUCACCAAUCUAUUUUUUGGAAUCUGCUACUGUCUUCCUCGGUCAUAAUAUAUUUCCAAGUUUUGUCGUCUGCAUUGAAAUUCUAGUCCAUGUGGCCAAGUCCAGGUUAUUAGUAUACAGCAAAAAUACCAUUCAUAUCCAUGGCAAUACUGCCCUUUUAAUACAGGGGUUUUACAGUCUGAUUCUGGGACCAACACAGUGCAAAUGCAGAUUUUAUUUUGAGCCUUCAUCUGAAAUUCCUUGCUGACAUUAAGCUUUGAAGACUAACACUGCACGCUUCUGAUAAGCAUGGUAUCAAGCCUCUCACCUCUAAAAGAUAAAGAAGUGGCAAAUUUGAAUCAGCAUUUUUAUUUUCAAAUAAUAACAAUAUUUAGUUGCCUAACUAUUAUUAAUGUAAAGUGUUCUUACAAAGCUUAGACUAAGCAAUCUUAAAAGAAACCUCUUCUGCUGUACUCUAAUAUAAUAUAAACAGUGUCUAUAAACAUGUAUUUACUUCCUGUUCAAAAUCCUGUUUGGUGUUUAACAUUUUAACUUUGAAAAUCCAUGUAACGGUAUGUAGAAUGGAAAUCCACACCCACCUCUAAUGAAAUACAUAAGUCAACAUUUCUGAUGGAAACUCGCGUGAAUAUUUACAGCAAGGAGGGAAGGCAGUUACAUAGUUAUCAUGUCAGUGGCCUAAUAUUCCAGAGGCCCAGGGUAAUGUGGGAAUAUGGACAUGGGUGCAAAUCCCAUUAUGACAGAAGGUAAAAGGAAUUCUGCUGGCCUCUCCUGGUCUGGCCAAUAAGUAAUUCCAGCCCCACAGCAAUGUGAGAUUGACAAUUAACUGCUCUCUGAAAUUACCAAGAGAGCUACUCAGUUCAAGGGUAAUUAGGGAUGGGCAACAUCCCAUGAACUGAUGAGAAGGAUCCAUAUGUGAACAUUUGCUUUGAUUUGUUGGGUACCAAAAAAGUCACUCAAUAAUUUUUACAGGUGUUACUACUUGUUCUGUUUUGAAAAUCCAAAACUCAGUAUUAAUGCAAUGUAUUAAGUUAAUUAUUACAUUUCACAUUAACCUGUUUCAGUGUAUCUAUUGCAUUUUUUGUGUUUUAAUCUUUUAAUAAAGUUUUUACUUGAAGUGUU